CUGUAAGGAUGAUGGGAGACAUACUGCUGUUCGGGAGGUCGCUGAUGAACGCCCGGGCUGUGCUCAACUUUAAACUGAAAAAGAAGGACAAGCAAGACUUUGGGGAGGAAUUGAGGGAACCCAGCACAGGAAACAACAGCCGGGAAUUCUUAGUGAGCCUAAGGAACUUCCGGGUCUUCAUCGCGCUGUGGAAUGGAUUCAUGAUUCUCUGCACGAUCGAACUGUUCAGCUCUUGAGCCCCGCAUGGAACCCAGAGCUUGCCUGCGGGACAUCCACGGCUUCGUUUCUGUUUCUGUUGACUUCAAGAAUGCUUCUCACCGGAAGACCAAGGAGCUGCCCUGAAGGCUUGAGCUCAUUUAGGUAGAGAACGUCCAUCACCCAGCCACCCAACCCCUCCUUCGCCCUAGUUCCGCCUGUACUUUGCAGUUUCGGGAAGUCCUGUAAGACACAGUGACACAGUUGGGCUUUGUUAGGACAAAGACACACCUAGAUCUUCUCCAUGUGGCCAUUCCGUCUUUGCCCAGCUUCUCCAGAAACCUGACACGGGCUAUUUCUUGGUUGACUUGCUCCUGAUUGUUUUGAUUUGAUUUGUUUCUUCCCGAUUACCGUAUGAGUCUGAAUUCGACUCCUAAACAC
Molecule: messenger RNA, 636 nt
Organism: Rattus norvegicus (Norway rat)
Lineage: Eukaryota; Metazoa; Chordata; Mammalia; Rodentia; Muridae
Source: RefSeq, a predicted model, not a curated record